CUAUUAAUCCCUUUGACAUUUAUUCAUGAAAAUCAUUUAUCAUAACUGAAUAAAAUUAGUCGGAAUGCGAUGUGCCUGCUCAAAACACCUCUCAUAUAUGUGCAUCCAAGUGGAAAUAUCCUUAAAGAAAAGCCACCCAAGAUAAACCAAAAAAAAGUAUGUAGUACCAUACCAAACUUUGGAAUCUCAAAGUUGUUGAGGUCUGUAAGACAUCUCCAUCUAAAAUGUCCAACUAAAGAAACAGAAAAACCAAAACUAGGAAACUUCUUCAAUUAAUUCCCUUUGGUCCAAGGCUACUAUUACUACCAUAGUUUUCCUCUGAAUAUGGUGCAAAGAAAGGUGACAAACAAGCUUGGUAUCCAAGCUGAUCAGGUUAAAACCAAUCAACUGUUUCUGAACCUGAUCAAACCCUCAUCACCAUCUUUUCAACAUCAUGAUUCGAGGAAGAUUAUCGUAGGCGUCGAUUCCAAGAAGAAAAUGAAGAAAUCAAGACCAACUAAUAAGCGUUCUGAUCAUCACCAAAUCCAGUGCUUCAGUUCAGCAACUACUAAGGGAAUUAGCCAAAUUCCUCAACCUGGAAAACCACCACCAGGAAAACUUGUUUUAUCCUCUUCUUCUUCUUCCCCAAUAAAGAAGUCUGCAGGGAAACAACCAUAUUCUGAUGAAGCCAUGCCUAAUUACAUGAAGCCCACAAGCAGUUCUGAUGCAAGGAAGGAACAUAUUCAUCAUCAGGUGAGUUCCAAGAAUCUUCAAGCUUUAUUAUUAUCUGAUGGAAAAACUUCCAGUUCCACCAGCUGCAGCCCAAAAUGGAAGAACAAAGCUAAAAUCAGCUCAAACUCCUCUGUUCCUAAUAAAGGGGCCAGAGUAUCAUUGGUUAGGACUUUGACAAAAACUACUAGUUUUAAACCAGUGAGAUCUUCUUCAGUAGUGAAGAAGAAGAGAAACUUCCCUGGAGUGCUGAGUGAGAAACUAAAUCCUCAGAGGGCAACAUGUUCUUCAACCUUGAAGGAUUCUAAGUUUCCAGCUUACCUGGAACUUAAUUCCGGAGGAACAGAAUCAGAAGGGAAAUCGGUCAUGAAAGUCUGCCCGUAUACUUAUUGUUCUCUGAAUGGCCAUCGUCAUCCUCCUUUGCCACCGUUGAGGGGUUUUCUGGCCUCGAGGCGGCGGAUGCUAAAGGCUCAGAGAGGUUUGAAGCUGGGAUUCUGUACCUCUCCGCGUCCCACAAAGCAGAAAGAAAAUCUAACAGAGCAAAUGAAGUUGGAUGAUCCAUCCACAGAUGAAGAGAAACAGGAAGAUUUCUUCGUCGAAAUUUACAGCAAGGAAAAAGAAGGGACAGCAGAACACACUGAAUUUGUCAAUACUGAUAAGCCAUUUGUUGAAGAAACAUCUUAUGAUCUUGACAAUCAGCAAGUUCAGGAAAUCCUUUCAGACGGGAAUCUGGGCAUAGAAGAUAAACUGGAAAGCUGGUCACAUGAUGAGGUUGGAGGAAGACAAAUCAUACCAAUAGACAGUAAAGAGUUUGAAUUUUCUGAUACGGACUGUGAAGCGGAUAACUACACCAUUUCCCUCAAAAACAUCCAAGAUUUGGACUUACAUGAAGACCCAAUUCAGUUUGGAAGCUGCGUCUUCCCCGGUAAUUGGGUUCUUAAGGCUGAUGAUUCGGUGAUACGGUUCUUGGAGGAAAUUCAAGAUGGUGGGCUUCUGCAACAACCAUUUGAUGAAGAAAUGUUUGAUGGAGAAAGUAUUAGCUCUAAAGCCGAGAGUUACCGAGAUUUUGAGAUUCAGUACUACAUCGAAGGCCCUGAAGCUCAAAUCAACAGCCGCCAAAUGCAGGGUUCAUUAGUUGAAGAAGAUGGGCUCCCUCAAGAAUGUGGCAAAACAGGCCUAAUCCCCCUGGAGAACCACAUCAAAGAACUGUUUUGUGCUGACUGCAAUGUUGAUCCAAAAUGCCUUGAAGUGAAUCACAAAUUUCUCAAUACUAUAGAAAAACUGAGGAGUUUUACUUUAAUAAUUGCUAAUGUAAAAGAUAAGAUUGCGCAGGGUGAUGAAGUAGCUGAAGAGAUUUGGGAUAUGGAAUCCCAAGAUUUCCAUGACAUGAUCGAUGAAAGUUCAAAGGCAGGAUCAAAUCCUCCGUCCGAUGGCGAGGAUGAAGAGCAAGAAGAACAAGAUGAUGUAGCUGAAUCAUACAGGGAAGAAAAAUGCUCUACCAAUGAAGAUGACAUAGAAGAUACAGAAAAACAUCUGGAACCCCUUAAUGGAAGAUCUGAUGAAACUUUUGCAGGCGAAGAAACAUCGAUGAUAUCCAUGAGUCCGUGCGACACCUCCAGCGCAUUGGAUACUUCAGGAAACGAUUUGCGUCAAGAAUCAGGGGCUCAAACAAGUGCUAAACUGAAAUGGAGAAGCGGAGGGAAGAAAUGUUCCGAAGACUGCAAGGAGCAAAGAGAAUUUAAUCCCAGAGGGCCGAAUUUCCUGACCCUGGAACCUGAUCCUGAAGCAGAGAAGGUUGAUCUCAAGCACCAAAUGAUUGAUGAACGCAAAAAUGCGGACGAAUGGAUGAUUGAUUAUGCUAUUCAGCAAGCAGUUUCUAAGUUACGUCCUGCGCGGAAGAAAAAGGUGGCGUUACUGGUCGAAGCUUUCGAAACAGUUAUACCAACAUCGAGACAAGUUCAAGCUUGCAAUUGAUCCGAAACACUAUCUUGGUAAAAUGCUGUUCAUCUCUAAUUUCACUCUUUUUGCAGUGUACUUUUGACCAGAAUUAUAGCCCAUUUUCGAAGAACACUGACAAUUUCACUUGUAUUUGGUGCAGGAUAUGCGACCCAAGCAACUUUCCUUCCUCUUAUGUGCAUUCUCCAAAACAAGGAAAAAAAAUCACAAUGCUCUAAUUAAGAUGAAUAACGAGGGUUCAAAAGGGCUUAGAGCUUGAAUGUUGGGUAAAAUAUUAGUAUUAUUAUUGUCCCAAAUGUAAUUUUCUUGUUAUGAAUGUUCUUGUGUUCUUGCAUCAAUGAAGCUGUGAUUGUUCUUUGUUACUCCCUCUAUUCCAAACAAUCUUUACUCUAACUGUAAAGUGAGGUGAGAUUCUUUUGCAGCUUGUAAGAAAAGUUCUUCUGAUGAUCUUCUAUGCGUAAACCAUCCAGAGACCAUGCCGAUUGAAUCAAUUGAGAUGAGUGAGGGCAAUUGGUCCAAAAUUGUUUCAAACCUCUUCCUUUUUCUAAUUUUAUGAUCGUUGUCCCUUAGAUGAACCAAAAUAGGUCCAUGGUCUAAAUGCAUUAUAGAAAGAUUCCUGAUGAUUGCUUUGGAGAAUUGUGUUAACCAUUGGCUGUUAACAAAAGCCCUAUCUAGUCUUUCAAAAAUGGCCUCUUGAUUGUGUCUUUAUUGGUCCAGGUGUACUAAUAACCAAUAUGCUUAAGCUCUUCAAGAUCAUUUUGAGAAAUGAAAUGUCGA
This is a messenger RNA of Oldenlandia corymbosa var. corymbosa, 3441 nucleotides long. The record is from the annotation of a GenBank genome assembly. NCBI's taxonomy places the organism in Eukaryota, Viridiplantae, Streptophyta, Magnoliopsida, Gentianales, Rubiaceae.